UUCCUUACGCGGUAUGAACACGGCCACUCCUCUUAGAGCUCCCGAGCUCCAUCAGCUCAUCGGAGCUAUCGGCUUCUGGGCUUAGAGGAAAUUUCCCCAAUCCUACUGUUUCGCGCGUCGAUUCGUCGUCGUCCUCAUUGCUCCUCUCAGACGUUCGACACCCUCUUUUUAAUUUCUUCGAUCUCUCUUUCCACUCUCCACAAACAUCUCCAAGCCAUGGCUCUAUUCUGUGUUCUAGCUUUUCUCCAAGUUCUCGCACUCAUCGCCAUCGCCUCCGUCAAGAAGGCAAGUCGCCGCGGAAGCGACGAGGAAAACUGCACCGAAGAUGUCGAGAACCAGCUGGGGAAAGAGGCAAAAGCCGAGAUAAACCCGACCACCCGGCAGAGCUACCAUGAAGUCCAUGAGCAGCAUUGUCUUUCACAAGCUGAAAAAUCCUGUGGCAGAAAAGAUAAUCAUCCCAUGGUGAGUCAGUACCAUGAUGACAUUGGGAACAACACAUUAGAUCAAACACUCCAGCCAACUUCAUCUGCAGCAACCACUGGUGGAGGUGCACAUGAGCCAGCUGAAGAUGAUAGAGUAACUCAUAGGAACUUAGAGUUGACCGAAGCCACUCUGUUCAAAUGCAAGGAUGGACAGAGAGAGAGCAGAGAAGAAGAGAUGCAUAGAGAGACAGAAGCAGAAGAGAGUAGAGAAGAAGAGAGGCAUAGAGAGAUGCAGUCUGCCUCAAAAUUUUCUUACUUUUCAACUGGCGUUUCUGUUGCUGGAAUCAUAAGCAUUUUCUCUGGAUAUCUUGGAGAUCAAACAGGACAUGCCCAUACAGUCCCUCUAAAGAUUUGCACCUUCUUCAUGCUGGCCACCUUUGUAUCUGGAGCCAGCAUGCUGCUUCUGAUACUCAUCAAUCUUAGCAGGCACAUCUCUAUUAUAUUCUUCAGAAGCCUCAAGUAUACGGCAUUCGGGUUCCUGACCCUUUCAAUGUGUAGUGUCUCCAUUCUUUUCCUAAAGAUGUUUGCCAUUCUUGCCUUUGUUCCGACGGUGUGUAUAGUAUUGAUUUCAUUCAUUAUGGCCUGGCAUCCACGCAGUCAUGACCGAGGUGAUAGUGGCAUGCCAUUCAGUCGUUUAUCAGAAUCUGUUUGAAACAUCUGGAUGCUGUAGAAUUGUGUUAUUUUGAAUCCUGGACUCCUGUUACUAUGUAAUAUUAGUACUUUAACAUUGUUUAUGGUGAUGAUUGCAUUCAUUAUGGCUUGGUUUCCAUGAUGUCGUCACCUGGGUAAUUGGGGUAUAUGUCAUUCAGCCAUUUAUCCAAAUCUGUUUGAAACAUUUGGAUGCUGUUAACUUGUGUUAUUUUCAAUCCUGGACUCCUGUUACCAUGUAAAAUUAGUACUUAACAUUGUUUAUGGUGAUGAUUGCAUUCAUUAUGGCUGGGUUUCCACCGAGUCAUCAUCAA
Elaeis guineensis (African oil palm) is the source of this 1444-nucleotide messenger RNA. RefSeq lists its product as uncharacterized. NCBI's taxonomy places the organism in Eukaryota, Viridiplantae, Streptophyta, Magnoliopsida, Arecales, Arecaceae. The record is from RefSeq and is a predicted model, not a curated record.